This is a messenger RNA of Glycine soja, 937 nucleotides long. RefSeq names its product basic leucine zipper 4-like. NCBI's taxonomy places the organism in Eukaryota, Viridiplantae, Streptophyta, Magnoliopsida, Fabales, Fabaceae. Gene Ontology annotation, biological process: positive regulation of DNA-templated transcription. The transcript has a single exon. The record is from RefSeq and is a predicted model, not a curated record. Gene Ontology annotation, cellular component: nucleus. The coding region runs from base 92 to 634 and encodes 180 amino acids. Gene Ontology annotation, molecular function: DNA-binding transcription factor activity; transcription cis-regulatory region binding.
ACCACAUUUCUUCCCUUUCUCCCUCCUCUCCUCCAUCACCUCUAGUUUCAGAAAACCCCCGUCACUCUGCUCCCUUAAUUAAUUAGCCACCAUGCUCUCCGCCCUCACUCCUUCCGACCCCUUCUCUCCCUUCUCCCCCUUCUCCGCCGGCUUCACGCCGUGGGAUGACAACGACGAUUCCCACGCCCUCUUCUCCCCCAAACCGGUCUCUGCUUCUAGCUCCGCCUCUGACUAUAAAUCCGAACCGAACCCAACCGAACACGUAUGCGCCUCGUCCUCGGUGAUGAUGGACGAGCGGAAACGGCGCCGCAUGAUAUCGAACCGGGAAUCGGCCCGCAGGUCCAGGAUGCGGAAACAGAGACACCUGGAGAAUCUUCGGAACCAGUUGAACAAGUGCAGGGUCGAAAACCGGGAACUCGGUAACCGGUUGCAGUUCUUCCUGCACCACCUGAACCGCCUCCGAACCGAAAACGAAUGGCUCCGCUCCGAGCGAACCCUGCUACGCCAAAAAGUCGCCAAUUUAACACAAAUUUUGAUUUUCCAACAAUUCCAAACCACCUUCUCCCCUGCUGCAUGGACCACAUGCACCAACAACAACACCACCUCGCUCAUGACAAUUAAUCAAGUUAAUUAAUUAAAUAAUAUAUAUAUAUAUAUAUAUAUAUAUAUAUAUAUAUAUAUAUAUAUAUAUAUAUAUAUAUAUAUAUAAAAUAAGGUCUUGGUAAAAACUCUAAGAGGCCUAAGGUGUCCUAUGUAAUUAUCAUUAAAAGUUUAGAUAAAGAGAUAUAUUCUAGAUGGUAAAGGGUGGGAUUUUUGGAAAAAUAUUAGGCCUGGUUUUGGAAAAUAUUAGUUCAUUUUUUUCAAAACCAUAAGGGUUAUUAUAUAUUACCGAUUAUAAUAUAUUUGUGUAAAAUAGUAGCUUUUUCUUUUUUUGUUA